Myzus persicae (green peach aphid) is the source of this 832-nucleotide messenger RNA. Its product is annotated as transmembrane protein 208. The record is from RefSeq and is a predicted model, not a curated record. Lineage: Eukaryota; Metazoa; Arthropoda; Insecta; Hemiptera; Aphididae. Gene Ontology annotation, biological process: vacuolar protein processing. The transcript has 5 exons. Gene Ontology annotation, cellular component: intracellular membrane-bounded organelle. Bases 236 to 772 code for a protein of 178 amino acids.
UACAAACGACGUGUCUACACGCGUCACGAACGUGUGUAGAACCGGUUGAGUUAUCACAUCACUGAUAACAAGUUUAGCUGUGUUAUCAACUAUCAAGUGACAACUUCAAAAUUAAAAUUCGAAAUAGAAAGGAAAAGUUAAACUAAUCUAGUUUUUCAAUCCAAAAAAAGUUAGUGACGAAUGCUGUAUAGAGAUAAUUGUGUUUUGUUAAGAAUUAAUCGAAAGACUUCUAGUAAUGGCGCCCCCAAAAGGUAAAACUGGCACUAAAGGCCAAAAACAAAUACUUGAGGAAAACGAGGCCACAUUGAAGUUUUAUAGAAAUAUGAUUGGAGCAGUUAGCGCUGUAUACAUAAUAGUUCAUUUGGCUUUUGGAAAUGUUUUUUCUCUGACAAACAUUUUUCUAUAUGCUCUUGUUAUUGCAUCACAUGGUGGUAGCUAUAAAUUUAUGGCAUACAUGUCAGUUGCUAAGUUUACUGAAAAUGGUCAGUUACUAGAUGCAGGCACAGAUCUUAACAUGGAAGGAGGUUUAGCUGAACAUACCAAGGACUUGAUUAUAUUAACAUCAGGUUGCCAAUUGUUAUCUCUUAUUUCUAAUUAUUUUUGGCUUCUGUGGCUCCUAGCUCCUGGUCAAGCAUUCUGGAUAUUAUGGAAAAACUUUUUAGGACCCUAUUUUAUGCAAAAAGCACCAGAAGAAAAUUCACCAGAAAUAAAUGAGAAAAAACAAAAGAAAUUGGAAAGGAGAAAAAAACGACAGCAAAAUGUACGGUUUUAAUGAUUUUGGUUGAUAAAUUUUAUUUUUGUUAUAACUUUAAAAUUGUUUUUUUUUAUACUA